GUUUAUUGUGUGGACUCUAAUACGAAUAUACGACCGUCGCAAAGAAGACAAUCAAUCAAUAAGAAUUGCAGUUCUGGACUUCUGGUAGUUGCGUAACACAAAAAAGAGACGGCCCCGAUUUGCCGACCCUUCUUUGGCUGGUGGCUACAUCUCUACAACUCGAAGAGCGCUGAAAAAUCUGUCCUAAACUCCGGGAAUACUCCUUGGUCCUUCCUACCCAAAUAUUUAGAACCCCAAAUUACUCAAACACACACCAAAGAAAUGGCUUCUUUUGUCUCUCUUCGAUGUUCUUCAACAAUUUGUAAAUUACCCACCAAUUCUUCCCCUUCACUUAGCCUUAAUCAUGGCGCUUUCUCCAUUUCCUUCCCUUUGAAUCUCAAACGCAUCACUCGUUUAUCCAUUCAAUCAUCUUCUGCUUCUGCAACACCAGUUGAGGGCUUGGCACCGGCAAUCUCUCUCACUGACAAUGCAUUGAAGCAUUUGAAAAGAAUCAGGGCUGACCGGAAUGAAGAUGUGUGCUUAAGAGUUGGGGUUAAACAAGGUGGAUGCUCUGGAAUGUCUUACACAAUGGACUUUGAGAGCAAAGAGAACAUGAAGCCAGAGGAUUCCGUAAUGGAACUCAACGGCUUUACAAUUGUUAGUGAUCCAAAGAGCCUCCUAUUCCUAUAUGGAAUGCAGCUUGACUAUAGUGAUGCACUUAUCGGCGGAGGCUUCUCCUUCAAUAACCCUAAUGCAUCAAAGACUUGUAGCUGCGGAAAAUCCUUUGCAACGUAGAAAUGGAAAUAUGUAUACAUUUAUACAUAAACGUAAGAAAUGUAUGUGGUGUAAUUUGUUUGAUCUGUUGGAUUGUGGAUAUAUAGGCAUCAUGUGUUGAGACUUUCUGACGCUAAAUUCUAUCAAAAGCUCAAAGCAUCCUUAAGUCUUGAUAUAA
Messenger RNA from Beta vulgaris subsp. vulgaris (sugar beet), 931 nucleotides. RefSeq names its product iron-sulfur assembly protein IscA, chloroplastic. NCBI's taxonomy places the organism in Eukaryota, Viridiplantae, Streptophyta, Magnoliopsida, Caryophyllales, Amaranthaceae. Bases 262 to 774 code for a protein of 170 amino acids. Gene Ontology annotation, molecular function: protein-macromolecule adaptor activity; iron-sulfur cluster binding. The record is from RefSeq and is a predicted model, not a curated record. Gene Ontology annotation, biological process: iron-sulfur cluster assembly. Gene Ontology annotation, cellular component: chloroplast stroma. The transcript is spliced from 3 exons.